Messenger RNA from Lasiodiplodia theobromae, 1359 nucleotides. RefSeq lists its product as uncharacterized. The record is from RefSeq and is a predicted model, not a curated record. Bases 1 to 1359 code for a protein of 452 amino acids. NCBI's taxonomy places the organism in Eukaryota, Fungi, Ascomycota, Dothideomycetes, Botryosphaeriales, Botryosphaeriaceae. The transcript has a single exon.
AUGGCAGCAGUGCAGUACAUCUUGCCUGUUACUCUCCCGAACGAGCUGGUCCUUUUGACCCUCGAGUACUCUCUUGUCUUCGAGACACCCACCAAGCUUUGCAAGCAGGCCCAGAUCACGCCAGAGAGCGCCAAAGACAUCUUGACCUUCCGCACCGUCAGCCGCACCUUUGAAAAGCUCGCCGACAACCUUCUGCCAAAGGUACUACAGCAAAAGCGCGUGCAGAUGACCGCCGCCGAUCUCGACAUGUUGGACCGCUUCACGCGCCGUGAAGCUGUAAGUAACCGCAUGAGCGCCCUGUGCAUAUCCACCGCAUUGCUGGUCGAUUUGCCCCAGGACUACGACAUCUCCAACCUCCAAGAGCAAGCAACGAAGCAGUGGAGUUACUACCCUUCCGCGACAGAGGCUCUUACAACCAUCGCUUCACGCCUUGUCAACCUCAAAGACGUGGCCAUUGAGGGUGACCAGAAGCGCCUUAUCGGAGAACACUGCAAGCAUGGCUACGCUGAGCUGGUCGAGCAUAUGGGACCGCAGGCCAACUACGCUGUAAUGAAAGCCCUCAGCGACACCGGCAGAGCGCCUGCAAAGAUGGAGAUCUCCAGGUGGCCUUUGUUCGCACAAGGCUUCUCAGAGCUCGGGAACGAGGCCCGAUUCACUUUCCCCAGCAUCAUGCAGCUGGAAAUCUCAUUCAUCGACACUGGCAGGGCCACAUCUAGCGAGGAGGAAGACUUGUACGACCACGCCAGGAAUAUACAAUUGCUCUACGACAUCUUCCCCAACCUCGCCGACCUGCGCGUCAACAUGAUCCCCGCCGACGGGCGCACCUAUUCGCUCUUCAAGAACCCUCAACGCCUCCCGUGGUUUUUGUGGCCGUCUAUCACCUCCCUCACGCGGCUCGAGCUGGCCAUGAACCAAUGCACUCAGUACUUCGCCAUGGCCUACCGCAACAAGUCCUCUCUCCGCCACCUUGCCCUCUACAACACCGAAGAUCGGCACACCAGCGCUGACGGCAUAAUUCAGUAUAUCUCCACGAGGCUGCUCUACCAUGGCCAACUCGAGACGCUCUACCUGCAGUUUCCCACACAAUCAUUCACCAACGAGGACCUUCGCCAUAUUCCGAUGCCUCUGAUCGUCUGGGGCUACCCACCAACUCCUUUCACCAAGCGUAUUUACAUCCGCCAACUUCCUCUUGGGUACGAAGACUCUCCCGAAGAUGCUCACAGUAGUUUGGGCGGGGGUGUCGAAGGCUGGGGCGGAGUCUUCCCUGGAGACUUCGAGAUGUGGCUGGGAGAAAGAGACGAUCUGAGACUGAAGAAGGUCUGGGCACCCAUGAUGCUACCGACACCUAGUUCCAACUAG